This is a messenger RNA of Etheostoma cragini (Arkansas darter), 786 nucleotides long. RefSeq names its product phospholipase A and acyltransferase 1-like (gene plaat1l). Lineage: Eukaryota; Metazoa; Chordata; Actinopteri; Perciformes; Percidae. The record is from RefSeq and is a predicted model, not a curated record. Gene Ontology annotation, cellular component: cytoplasm. Gene Ontology annotation, molecular function: A2-type glycerophospholipase activity; glycerophospholipid phospholipase A1 activity. Gene Ontology annotation, biological process: N-acylphosphatidylethanolamine metabolic process. The coding region runs from base 120 to 653 and encodes 177 amino acids. The transcript has 5 exons.
UGUGAUUGUUAGAGAAAGGAGCGAGGUCAGUCUACUGUGACUGUGACAGACUGAUGAUCUUUAAAAUAUCACAUCAGCACAGCCUGUAUGUAAAGUAGAUGGGGUUGUUGUGAGUGUGUAUGAGUGUGUGUGUGUGUGUGUGUUGUGUGUUUAAUUUCAGAAGAGACUAUAGAAGGCUACACACACCUAAACUCAUGGGCCUGAAACAUUCCCACCCCCAGUUGUUCCCGGGGGACAUCGUGGAGUACCCCAGGAACAAAUACUUCUCUCAUUUCGCGGUGUACUACGGAGAAAGAGACGGAGUUCCCUACGUUGCUCACCUGACGUGUCGAGAUUCAGACUCCAAGCUGCCGCUGUUUGGCCGAGCCCUGAGGUCAGAGGUCAAACUGGAUCCCCUGGAGCUGCUGGGGAAGAAAUACAAGGUCAACAACAUGUUGGACGACUCGUUCUCGGCCCGAGACUUCCACAGCGUGGUGAAGCCGGCCAUCGAGGACCUGAUGGGGCGCGAGGUCACCUUCGACAUCCUGUUUCAUAACAGCGAGCACCAGGCGACGCUGCUCAGAUACGGAGUCAAGAAGUCUGAACAGAUAGAGAGGAUUUAUGAGCACAUCAUGCCCGCCUGGAAGAAACUGUUUGCUGAGAAGAAACUGUAAAAACGGCGUCACGUGCAGUUCUCAACCUGACCACCGGGGGGCGACGUUGUUCCCUGAGUUCAAGAAGAAGGUCACGUGGAAAUAAGAGAGAUUUUAAAUGAGAUAUCACGAUUUAAGUUGUAAUAUUUAGAGA